This is a messenger RNA of Vombatus ursinus (common wombat), 1435 nucleotides long. RefSeq names its product intraflagellar transport 57 (gene IFT57). Gene Ontology annotation, biological process: intraciliary transport; non-motile cilium assembly. The transcript has 11 exons. Bases 16 to 1311 code for a protein of 431 amino acids. The record is from RefSeq and is a predicted model, not a curated record. Lineage: Eukaryota; Metazoa; Chordata; Mammalia; Diprotodontia; Vombatidae. Gene Ontology annotation, cellular component: intraciliary transport particle B; centrosome; cilium.
CCCCCCCCCGCACACAUGGCUGUGGCUGCGGCCGUGGUGUCGCCGGUGGGCGUAGAGGAUACGGUGCUUCGGCCCCGCGGCGGGGAGGAGGCCGGGGAGGGCGUGUACGUGGAGCGGGGCCCUGGAGCGGCCUACCACAUGUUCGUGGUGAUGGAAGACCUGGUGGAGAAGCUGAAGCUGCUGCGCUACGAAGAGGAGAUCCUGCGCAGAAACAACCUGAAGCCCCUGUCCAGACAUUAUUUUGCUUUGCCUACCAACCCAGGUGAACAAUUUUACAUGUUUUGCACUCUUGCCGCUUGGCUAAUUAAUAAAGCAGGAUGCCCCUUUGAACAGCCACAGGAAUAUGAUGACCCCAAUGCAACAAUAUCUAAUAUAUUAUCUGAGCUUCGAUCAUUUGAAAGAUCUGCAGAUUUUCCUCCAUCAAAAUUAAAGUCAGGUCAUGGAGAGCAUGUAUGUUAUGUUCUUGAUUGUUUAGCUGAAGAAGCCCUAAAAUAUGUUGGUUUCAGUUGGAAAAGACCAGUAUACCCAGUAGAAGAAUUAGAAGAAGAAACAGUUCCAGAAGAUGAUGCAGAAUUGACAGUAAAUAAAGUAGAUGAAGAAAUUGUGGAAGAGGAGACUGACAAUGAAGAAAACUUUAUUGAUCUCAAUGUUUUAAAGGCACAGACCUACCGAUUGGAUAUGAACGAGUCUGCCAAACAAGAAGAUAUUUUGGAAUCUACAACAGAUGCUGCAGAAUGGAAUCUAGAAGUGGAACGUGUACUACCACAACUGAAAGUCACGAUUCGGACUGAUAAUAAGGACUGGAGAAUCCAUGUUGACCAAAUGCACCAACACAAAGGUGAAAUUGAAUCUGCUUUAAAAGAGACAAAGGGAUUUUUGGACAAACUCCAUAACGAGAUCAGCAGGACCCUGGAAAAGAUCAGUAGCCGAGAAAAAUACAUCAACAAUCAGCUUGAGCAUUUGAUUCAAGAGUAUCGUGCUGCUCAAGCCCAGCUGAGUGAGGCAAGGGAAAGAUACCAGCAGGGAAAUGGUGGAGUGACUGAAAGAACUAGAAUUCUUUCUGAGAUUACAGAAGAAUUAGAAAAAGUAAAACAGGAAAUGGAAGAAAAGGGCAGUAGCAUGACUGAUGGUGCUCCUUUGGUAAAGAUUAAACAGAGCUUAACCAAACUGAAGCAAGAAACAGUCCAAAUGGACAUUAGAAUUGGUGUAGUGGAACACACAUUACUCCAGUCAAAACUAAAGGAGAAGUCAAAUAUGACUAGGGAUAUGCAUGCAACAAUCAUUCCAGAAUCUGCAGUAGGUUCUUAUUAAAAUUUAUUGUACUUUGUUUUCUGCUCAGUUUUUUCUUAAGUCCAAUUAUAUUUCAUAUUGCUUAUUUAAAAAAUAAUUAUACCUCACUGAACAUUAUCAGAAUGUCUAAGAUAUCUUAUUCUUC